AUGCAAAAGGCGAGCUCUCGCAUCACCACCGACAGCUCCACGCGUUACGGUGACUCCAGCAAUUCUGGUCAGUGGUCACAAUGGUUUGGUCGCAAACAUUACUCUCUCGAAGUAGUGCAGCACCCAAUUCGCGCUCGCAUGUGCGGGUUUGGUGACAAGGAUCGACGACCUUUGGCCCCUGCAGUCGUUGCCAAAAUGGUUGUUCGACGAGAGGAUAAUUCCAUCGUAGAUGUCGACGAAGUGGACUGCUCUUUUUUCCUCGUCACCGUCGACCUUUGGUCGGCCGAUGGGUCGCGAGAGAUGAACCUCGUUCUACACCCCUCGUCGGCGUCGGACCGGUAUGUACCCGUCGGUGCGAACAAAUCCAAGCACCAAAGAGGCAGUAAUCCGACGGUGCACUCUCCUCGUAGCGACCACCCUAGUCCACCUUCCUCCCAUUCCACUCCAACUUCCGCCACUGAGCCGUCUCGCAUCCCAAUGGACGCACAGUCCUCAGUCAACCCGGUCCUGGGCUGUGCCCCGUCAGCGCCUGGGUAUAACCACCCCAAUUAUCCGUACGUAACUGGGGGCACACCUGUACCUGAUUCUGCCAGUUAUCCCGGGUCAAGUCCAUUCACUUCCUCGCCGGAUUCUCCAGGUGGAUGGGGUUAUACACAUGCAACUGGCUCUGGGCAAGUCGAUCGCUCCAACUUCCAGAAUCCCAUGCUUCGUGGCGCUCCAAGAAACGGCAUGCAAGCGGUCACCUCGGCAGAACCCUGGCAUGGACAGACCGGCUUUCGUACCGAUCAUGACACGAGCAAUUUUCGGAGUUGGUCAGCCGUAGCGGACCCUCCAUAUGGGCUGCCUACUCCCUCUCAAGGCAGUGUCUACGGUAACCAGGAGGUUGACUCCACAGCGCGGUCGCAUCCACCAGCAGACAUAGGGCAGGGCAGAUAUCCGCAGGAAUCGUAUAGCGUGGCAGGACCGGGAUAUGACAACCCAACAGUUUACAGCUCACCUAUUCACCCACAUCAAUCUCCACAAACCACAUACUACCAACAUAACUAUUCUCAGAGCACGUCCUCAUCUUCAUCACCUGCCAGCGCACAUUCCCUUUCCCGACACCCUUAUACCCGCACACUUGUGGGACCGCUUUCUUCAAAUGCCUGUCGUCUCUUGGACGAGCACCGCAGACCGGGAAUCUUUUUUCUUUUCCAGGACCUGUCAGUACGCACUGAAGGGAAGUUUCGACUUCGAUUACGCUUGAUGAACGUUGGAGAUUCACCAACACCCGGGUCAGCUGCUACUCGUGUACACACCGCUUCAUCUCCUGUUUUAGCACAAACAUUUACGGAGGCCUUUACUGUCUACUCUGCCAAGCGAUUUCCAGGUGUGCCAGACACAACACCGUUGUCGAUUGCAUUUGGCAAUCAGGGACAGAAACUGCCACUGGUGAGCCCUUCCUUCGGACCAGGCAUCGGAUACUCAUUACGACCGACCUUGCAGCGAAACCGCCACGGCACUGGCUCCGGGCAAAGCCGGAGAACACAUCAAGGAGAAUCUGGGGACUCCGACGAAUCGGAUGACACGCGAUGA
Pisolithus orientalis is the source of this 1575-nucleotide messenger RNA. Its product is annotated as velvet factor-domain-containing protein. Bases 1 to 1575 code for a protein of 524 amino acids. NCBI's taxonomy places the organism in Eukaryota, Fungi, Basidiomycota, Agaricomycetes, Boletales, Pisolithaceae. The transcript has 9 exons. The record is from RefSeq and is a predicted model, not a curated record.